AUGUCGAGUUUUAUAACCACCAAUAAACAAAACGCAUCAGCUAGUCCAGUCUAUGAAUGUGGGCUUUAUGAAGACACCUACAUCUGUACUGGUGCUCAGUACCAACUGUACUGUAACACAAGUGUACAUAACUUCUGGUACUCAGGAUAUCUCAACCAGAUCACACACAGAUGCAGUGGUUAUGGCUGUGACUGUACUGGUAAUACGAACACAUGUACAUGUACCAGUAGCACUUCCUCCUGUUUCUGCAAAAAUUACAAAAACCACACUAGUCCAUCACUUAUUCCUCGCUAUGACUGUGAGCUCUAUGAAAACAGCACUUACAUCUGCACUGGUGUUCACUACAGCAUGUACUGUGAUAUAAAUGACUAUGAACUUCAUUACACAUUAAAGCACCAUCACUGCUUGAGGAAUAACUGUGACUGUCAGGGUGAUAUGUACGACUGUGACUGCUAUCAAAGUAAAAACUCCACCUGUCUAUGCACUAAGUCUGUCAAUACAACUACAACACCAACACCAACAUCUUUCAGUCCCACAACUGCAUCUCUGAAUCUCACACUGCUGAAGAAUUGCACGGGCACAGAAUGUAUAACCAACCUUCUUGAUCUGAUAGAGAACACCACAGAGCUCCCUUUGAAAACCGUCACAGAUCUUUUGGAUGUGGUUUUUAAUGCUUCUGUGAAUAUAAACUCAUCAUUGGAUGACCCAAUGAAAUUAAUGCAAGCAGGGAACCAGGCCUUAAAAGCCAGCGAGAAGCUCGUCUCAAUGUUGGUGAAGGAAACAAACACCAGUGAGAGAGUCAGUUUAAUUCGUGAAACUGUAGCGGCACAAGUCUUCAUGGUUGGACCACAGGUCACCUUAAAUAAAACCUCCAACCUCACCUUAGAUCAAAUCCCUCAGCUCAACACAACAAAUGCUUCAAUAGACAUUGAUCUCAUUGGAAAUGCUUUGAACAACAAUGGAUCAGCUGCUGUGGCUUUCAUGAGCUACAGCACAAUGGAGGACCUACUGAAACCAGACUUCUUCAACAAAUCAAAUAACACAGUUAAUACCAUGAUGUCCACUGUCAUCUCAGCUACUCUUCCUAAAACCACCAACACAACCCUCACCAAACCAGUUAACUUCACCCUCAAACACAUCAGAGAGUUAAACGACACUGGUAAUCUUUUCUGUGUGUACUGGAACAUCAGUGAGUGGAUUGUAGAUGGUUGUUCUCUGGUAAACACCAACAGCAGCGACACUGUGUGUUCAUGUCUUCAUCUGUCAACAUUCGCUCUCAUCAUGCAAACCAGCAGCAGCCCACCAGAGGAUAAUCCUCUGAUGGAGAUAUUGAAUUUGGUGUUUGUGAUCGUGGGCCUGGUGUUUACUAGUUUGGCUCUGUUGACUUUUGCUUUCUGUCGAUGGAAACCUGGAGUGAACAAUGUAGCUCGAAUCAACCUCUGCAUCAGUCUGCUGUCUGCUCAUCUUCUGUUCUUACUCACACAACAAUUCAUCAAACUCAUAAAACCUCACAAGGAGUUGUGUGCUGUGAUAUCAGGAGCUCUUCACUUCUUCUUUCUCUCCUGCUUUGUGUGGAUGUUCAUUGAAGCUGUGCUGCUCUUCAUCUGUGUGAAGAACCUAUCACAGAUCAGCUCCAAACAGAGGGCGGUGCUUAACAGUGGAUUCUUGAUUGUGAUUGGAUAUGCGAUCGCCUUUGUUAUAGUGGGCGUGUCUGUUGGACUGGUUCCUGAAGGUUAUGGCAGUGAAAAAUGCUGGAUUAAACCGGAGCAAGGCUUCAUCUGGAGUUUUCUGGGACCUGUUUGCUUCAUUCUUGCUAUAAACACGAUUCUCUUCAUCAGUAUCAUCAGCAUUCUGAACUCAACUCUCAAAAACCUCAACGCUGAAGUAUCACUGACAAAACAAACCAAGAUUAUGGUUUUUAAAACUCUGGCCCAAAGUGUGAUUCUUGGUUGUCCCUGGAUUUUGGGUUUCUUCGUUAAUUACAGUGAAAUGAUUGAGAUUAUCUUCCUGAUCCUGAACUCACAGCAAGGAACCUUCAUCUUCCUGAUCUACUGUUUUCUUAAUGAUGAGGUCAGACAGCAGUAUAUGGAGUGGAUAAGAGCUGUCUUUCCCUGACUGAAACCAGAAACCAUCAAAGUUGCCUCUCUAAAAACUGAGAGCCAGAUUAUUAAUGUUUAGUAAAUUGUAAGCCCAUAAAAGAGCUGUUAUUAUAAAAAUGGUUGUAUCUAUUACAGUAAAAUAAAACUACAGCAAAAUCAACUUUAGAUGUUAAAGUUGAUAUUUUCUGUAAAUGUUACUGAUAAACAUGUCACAUUUAAUUUUUUCUUUAAGCCUGUUUAUACUCUACAGCUUUAAUGUAAAUAAUAUUUUCUUCUGUAAUUCUGAAAAUUAAUGCCAGGAUUUGUUUAGGUUACAGACGUAUCGGAAACAUCCAGUUGAAGAGAUUUUUAUAAGUGUAUAAUGUUUGUAAUAAAAUAGGACAAAGCUAAGUGUGAAUAAAUUUGCAAUUGUUUUAAGGAUGUAUUUUUUACUUGACCACAUUUGUCACACCACAGAAAAAUGUGUUAUUUACCCCAAUUAGACUAACUUUAAAUACAUUCUUAAAAAUAUGACAUUUUUAAUUUAACAUACAUCCAUGCAUAAACUAUUGUCUGAUUCUUAGGCCAAAUUUCAUUGCACAGUAUGGUAAUCAAUUGAGACUUCAGAGGUCAUGACUUAAUAUAAUUCACAAUGUUG
Misgurnus anguillicaudatus (oriental weatherfish) is the source of this 2736-nucleotide messenger RNA. Lineage: Eukaryota; Metazoa; Chordata; Actinopteri; Cypriniformes; Cobitidae. The record is from RefSeq and is a predicted model, not a curated record.